Physcomitrium patens is the source of this 2556-nucleotide messenger RNA. RefSeq lists its product as uncharacterized. The record is from RefSeq and is a predicted model, not a curated record. NCBI's taxonomy places the organism in Eukaryota, Viridiplantae, Streptophyta, Bryopsida, Funariales, Funariaceae.
CUGCGCCUCGUCGUCGUCGUUGUUGUUGUUGGAGUUGGAGUUGUUAAUGUCAUUGUUGUCGUUGGUGUUCUUCUUCUCCUUCUUCGUAGCCUUCGUCUUCUUCUUCUUCCUCUUCUUCUUCCUCCGUCUUCUUCGUGAUAGACUACACAGGCGGGAGUCUGGCGAUUCAUUUCGGCCUUUCCUCCAUCCUCCUCCCUCUAGCGCAGCGUUUUCACGUCAUCUCCUUGAAAUUCCGUAGGUCUCGAUUCUGCGUUUCGUCGCAAGGGAGGGGUGAGUGAUACGAGGCUCUUCAGAUUGGAAAGACGCCAGGUAGACAAGGUUUGCAGGUUUGAUAGUUGGAUUACGGUGUGAGGUCCUUAGGGUGAAGGAUAGUGGAGGUGUUGAUGUGUUGUGGUAGAUAUCGGGCAGGAAUCACGUGUAGAAUUGGCUAGAGUCGGGGAUAGAAGGGGGGAGAGUUGCAGGCAAUAGUGGAGGGUGAAGAUCUCUGUGCUUGGUUAGGCCGGUGGCUAGAGUUUCUCUUCAUUGAUUUUCUCGUUCGACGAGUUGCAGUUGUGGACGUGAGAGGUUGAGAGGUUUGGUUGUACCGUUUUGGCUAGAGAGCACCCUUGUUAGAUUAUCUUCAGUAGGGUCUCUUUCCGGCUGUUUUUGUUAAAUUCCGGUGGAUUGACUUGAUUGAAGAGUUUUGAGACUCUUUGCAGUGGUGCAUCCAAGAAGCACGUGGUGAAUUUCUGGAGUUUCGAGCAAUUACCACCAAGAGCACAGAGAGAGACUUUUGACGAUACUCGAAAAAAAUUGAAAAAAAGAGAGAAAAAUAUUGGAAAAAAAAAAAAAAAAAAAAAAAACGAAAGAAAAACAGAGACUUGGGACCACUAGAUAAGGAGAGGGUAACAUUGGUUGGUAGAGAUCGACAGUGACACCGGAGGGAGGGAGAUUCCUAGAAGCAAAGCAUGAACAUGCAACUAGGGGUUGCCGAGCUUUAGAAUGUUUCAAUCUAUAUUAACCCGAGGGCACAGUUGUGGCUUGUGAAAAUGCUGCUCAUGCUGUUGGGAUCAGAGGUUUUGUUACCUCGAAUACCAGGGGUUCCGCACAACCGCCACUUCUGAGAGACAUCAUUCUUGGAAUCGCUCUUUCUUUAUAUUCUCUUUUACUCUACAAAAAAAAACGCACUGUAGUGAGAUUUGAUGGCACAAACAUCUAUGGCAGGAUCCGGUCCAAAUGCUCAAGUGCAAGCCAAAGCCAAAGCCAACAAUAAUUCCGCGGUCAAGGAUCAGUUGCAAAGUAACAACCAGAAUGCAGCUGGCAACGCGACUAUCAACCCAAGGUACUCAUCCUCUGCUCCAAUGGACAUGGCUUCUGUGGCUCCUCCUUCUUCCGAAGGUGCUACGGAUGGAACAGUCUCGAAUGGAAACGGAAGCGCUGCUCUGAAUGGAAGUGACAACUCGAGUUUGAAACAUGACUCAGGAUUGGCCCUGGAAUGGAGUGCAGAAGAACAAUCAAUUCUGGAAGAAGCUCUUAUCAAUCAUUCCUCCCAGAUGAAUAAUCUUGUCAAGUAUAUUAAAAUAGCCGCUCUUCUCAACGAAAAAACUGUGCGGGACGUUGCUCUCCGUGUGCGAUGGAUGACCAAGAAGGAGAAUGGGAAGAGACGAAAAGAUGAGGUGCAAACCGCGACUAAGAAGACCAAGGACAAAAAGGAUAAAGCAGAGGCUACAUCGAAGGCAAUGCCUGCCAGCAACGUUCUUUCGAGGUCGCCAAUGCCGAUGUAUUCCCCUCCCAUCGACAACGACGACGGGAUCUCUAAUCAUGCUAUUGGAGGAGAGACAGGGGUCCUUCUUGAGCAGAAUGCUCAAGUCAUUGCUCAGAUCCGCUCUAAUCUUGCAUCCAUGAAGAUGCAGGAAAACACGGAUCUACUGGUUCGGUUCAGGGACAACAUUUUUGCAAUUUUGAACGGGAUGACGAACAUGCCAGGUAUAAUGAGUCAAAUGCCGCCAUUGCCAGUGAAGCUUAAUACAGAGCUGGCAGACAGCAUUUUGCCCAAGUCCCAAGCGUCGACUCCCCUUCUACUCCAAUCGUAGGCAGAGAGAGAAAAGUGCAGUACUUGCCUACUGGCUACUCCUUUGUAAAUUACCUUUUUGGGUAGCUUGUGUGGCACGUACAUUCAUGCACUCGCUCACAAAUCACUAAUGUUUUCCUCUCUUGUGAAUUUUCACUCGAGUGUUGGGGUAUUAAACCACGACAACGUCAAUCCAAACACGGGGUCUAGUUAUUGCUCUCUUUUGUUGACUAUUGGAACCAGGUAGUUGCAUCAGGUUUGAUUUAGCUGCGGGAACAGGUUUCAGGUUCAUGCAAUAAUUGGAGUAGAGAAGAAGAGAUGAGGUUAGUUCAAGGAUUGUUCUUAAGUACCCGUGAAGAAUGAUAGGUAACCAUGUUGCAAAUGGGAGGGUAGUGAAAACUUGAUUAAUCUGAAAUGGCUAAUUCCAAAUUUUUGUUGGUCUAGAUGCCGUGCUUUAGAGAUAUUUUCCACCAUUCAAUAAAGUGUCUGGUAUAGUGCAAACAUGA